CCUGCGACGCGUUCUCCGCCACCUGGCACCUGGGGCGGGGCCUGCAGAUAUGGGCUCCACCUGGAAGAAUCCCGGGUGGGUGCGGCUCGCGCUUUGCGUUGCGGGCCUGGUGCUGUCUUUUUACGCGCUACACGUGAAGGCGGCGCGCGCCCGCGACCGGGACUACCGCGCGCUCUGCGACGUGGGCACUGCCAUCAGCUGUUCUCGCGUCUUCUCCUCCAGGUGGGGCCGAGGCUUCGGGCUGGUGGAGCAUGUGCUGGGAGCAGACAGCAUCCUCAAUCAAUCCAACAGCAUAUUUGGGUGCAUUUUUUACUCGCUACAACUGCUGUUAGGUAGCCUGCAAGGACGCUGGGCCUCUAUCCUGCUGGUGCUGAGUUCCCUGGUGUCCCUUGCUGGUUCUAUCUACUUAGCCUGGAUCCUGUUCUUCGUGCUCUAUGAUUUCUGUAUUGUUUGCAUCACCACCUAUGCUGUUAAUGUGGGCCUAAUGUGGCUUAGCUUCCGAGGAGUCCAGGAACCCCAGGGCAAGGACAAGCGGCACUGAGGCCUCACCCCAAACCAGGAUGACCGCAUCUACUUUGCUUUGGCCCAUAACUCUUGCCCAACCAGGCCAUGUCUGGGUACCUCGAAGGCCCUGCAUUCUCCCCUACCCCAUCCAUAAUCACACACAGCAAAAUGGACCAAAUGUGCCUCUAGCUCUUUCUCCAAGGGCUGGCUUGGGAGGGAAGGUUCUAAGCAAUAAAAUUUCCUAAGUAAGUUGGCCA
Messenger RNA from Fukomys damarensis (Damara mole-rat), 761 nucleotides. It is a transcript of the gene Vkorc1, whose product is annotated as vitamin K epoxide reductase complex subunit 1. Gene Ontology annotation, molecular function: vitamin-K-epoxide reductase (warfarin-sensitive) activity. The transcript has 3 exons. Bases 50 to 541 code for a protein of 163 amino acids. The record is from RefSeq and is a predicted model, not a curated record. Gene Ontology annotation, biological process: vitamin K metabolic process; peptidyl-glutamic acid carboxylation. NCBI's taxonomy places the organism in Eukaryota, Metazoa, Chordata, Mammalia, Rodentia, Bathyergidae.